AUGACACGAGAACAGUACGUACUGGCAACACAGCAAAAUAAUCUGCCAAGAACGGAACACCCUCAGCUUUAUCCAGUGGGAAUUUAUGGCUGGCGAAAGAGGUGCCUGUACUUCUUUGUCCUCUUGCUGUUGGUUACCAUGAUCGUUAACUUAGCAAUGACAAUCUGGAUACUGAAAGUUAUGAAUUUCACAGUGGAUGGAAUGGGGAAUCUGAGAGUCACCAAAAAAGGAAUUCGGCUCGAAGGUAUAUCUGAAUUUCUACUUCCAUUGUAUGUGAAAGAAAUCCAUUCCCGAAAGGAUAGCGCUCUGGUCUUACAGUCUGACAGGAAUGUUACAGUGAAUGCAAGAAAUCACAUGGGACAGUUAACGGGACAGCUGACUGUAGGAGCUGAUGCUGUAGAAGCCCAAUGUAAAAGAUUUGAAGUGAGCUCAAGCGAAGACGGGAGGGUGCUGUUCUCUGCCGAUGAAGAAGAGAUCGUCAUUGGAGCCGACAGACUGAAAGUAACGGGCACAGAAGGAGCAGUGUUUGAACACUCUGUGGAGACACCCCAUAUCAGAGCCAAGCCUUCCCAAGACCUCAAGCUCGAAUCACCAACUAGAUCAUUGAUAAUGGAAGCUCCCAGAGGAAUACAAGUGAGUGCAGCUGUAGGGGACAUAAAGGCCACCUGUAGAAAAGAAUUACACUUGCAGUCCACAGAAGGGGAGAUCUUUUUAAAUGCGAACUCAAUCCGAUUAGGGAAUCUGCCGGUGGGUGCACUGUCCCCUCCCUCGUCGCCAAGUUCAUCAACCACUCGCCAGACUAUCUAUGAGCUCUGCGUUUGUCCCAAUGGUAAACUUUACCUUUCCCCAGCGGGAGCAGGCUCCACGUGCCAGUCCAGCAGCAACAUCUGUCUGUGGAGCUGAAAAGACUCCCCGUUCCUCCUCACACCAGAAUAGCCUUUUUGUUACUGUCCCUCUGCUUCACAGUUCUGCUUGGUUUCCUUCGUUAAAUCGUGACGUUCCGAACCGCCCACAGAGCAACCUCUUCCAGUGGAAGCAGGAAUACAAUGCGGCCUUCUCGUCUGGCUUAUGAACAUUAGAGAUGGAAGAACGAAGAGAGAAUAAAAACGGUUGCCUCCAUCAGGAAACCUGGAUCUUAGUAUCCCCUUUUGUCCAAAAGGGAGAAUAACACAGGUGCCUUUGCUAUAGAUGAAGUGAAGCACAUUGUUUUAGAUUUUUUGCAGGAACUGUAAAUGAGAAACUGCACAUAUA
This is a messenger RNA of Euleptes europaea (tarantolino), 1251 nucleotides long. RefSeq names its product sarcoglycan zeta (gene SGCZ). The transcript has 7 exons. Gene Ontology annotation, cellular component: sarcoglycan complex; sarcolemma. The record is from RefSeq and is a predicted model, not a curated record. Gene Ontology annotation, biological process: heart contraction; cardiac muscle tissue development. Bases 1 to 903 code for a protein of 300 amino acids. Lineage: Eukaryota; Metazoa; Chordata; Lepidosauria; Squamata; Sphaerodactylidae.